GAGAAGACGUGACGAGACGUUGGCCCACGUCUCAUGUGAACCCAGGAACUAGUAGUGCACAGUGGACUCGUCCGCUUCCCGUCAAGCAAAAAGAAAAAGAAAAGAACCACACCGCGCAAAUUUCCUGUCCCUGGCCAUGGUGCGGCAUAGCUGAGGAGUGAAGAGAGAUUGUGGUGGAGGCCGCGUCGGGCGCGGGGGGAAGGGGAAGAAGGCGAGGGCAAAGCGCGUCUCAAGGCGCUGGCGACGCCGCGGCUGGGGCAUCUGCUGCUGUAUAGAGCUCCAUCGAUCUCCACUCACGCAGCAGAGUCGCCGCUGCCUGCCUUCUUUGGGUUUCAUGUCGUUUCGAUUUAUGGCAUUUACGGAGACAUGAUAUGCUAGCUCAGGGAGUUCAGAUCCAUAUACAGGAGGCCCUAAGCAGGAAGCCUACUGGAUCUACUGCUAUCCAGCCCCGGUUGUGAGACCCUCACCUAGCUCGUCGCCGGCGGCUAGCCUAGCCCUGCCGGAGAGGAGAGGGGAGGAGCCGGUGUGGAAGGACUUGGAUGGCGAUGGUUCCUGGUUGAGGUUUCAGAAGGUCCAAGCUAGCUGAUAUAACAUGACUGCAGAAAAGCGUAUACCAUUACAUAUCUUACGUGAGAUUACAAAUGGAUUCUCAGAGCACUCAAGGAUUGGAAGGGGCGGGUAUGGAGACGUUUACAAGGGAGUUUACAGUGGGAGAGAGAUUGCUGUGAAGUUGCUUCAUGUUGAUACGGUGCUAGGACAUGAUGACAGACAAUAUAUCAAUGAAGUUGGUAACCUUUUGAGGGUUAAGCAUCCAAAUAUUGUACAGUUACUUGGUUAUUGUUAUGAAAUACAGAAUGAACUAAUUGAACACAAUGGUGCAAAUCAUUUUACCCGACACGUAUAUAGAGUCCUCUUCUUCGAGUACUUGCAGGGUGGAAGCCUAGACAAGCAUCUUUGUGAAGAAUCUUUUGCACCUGAUUGGAGCACGCGUUACAAGAUUAUAAAGGGGAUUUGUGAAGGAUUAAAUUUCCUUCACAGCUGUGAACCACCAAUCUUUCAUCUUGACCUGAAGCCUGCCAAUAUAUUACUAGACAGUUCCAUGGCGCCUAAACUGGCGGAUUUUGGUUUGUCAAGGCUCUUCGGUGGAUCACACACUCAUGUCACAAACAGAGUUGUAGGAACCGAGGCGUAUAUGCCACCAGAAUUCAUAAAAGACGCCUAUAUCGCCCAUAAGAAUGAUGUCUUCAGUUUAGGUCUUGUGAUGAUAGAGAUAAUUAAAGGGUCUUCAGGUUACUCCGGUUAUAUAGAAACAGACGAAGUCGGGCAAUUUACGCAAAAGGUGCUUGGCAAUUGGAAGAAUAGGAUAAAGGCUACUUCGGAGUACCCAUUAGAGGAAUCACAUCAAGUGCAGAUAUGCAUCGACACAGCAAUGCAUUGUGUUGAACCUGACAGAAACAAUCGACCUAAUAUAGCAGAAGUUCUGGAUAUUCUGAGAAAGACAGAAACUCAUAUGCCCAAGAGACAGAUGGCAGAUGUGUUCCCGUGUCCAACAAUUGGUCUCAAGAGCGAGUCUAAUAUGUUGGAGAUGAUGGUAGCUGAACUAAACAAUAAUGAACACAGACGUUGCAAUUUGAUGCCAACAGAUAACUCUAACCGUACUGUGCAGCAACUUGCUGACAGGGAAACAUCAUCAGAUGUGGAACAAGUAAUCAUCGGAAGGACCAAGGAAAAACAGAAAAUAUUGUCUAUUUUAUCCGAGAGCAUCACAGAAGAAAUGGUCAUCCUUCCAAUAUAUGGCAUUGGAGGCAUUGGCAAGACAAUCUUGGCACAAUUGGUAUUCAAUGACCCAAAGUUCCAAGACUACACUCGGGUGUGGGUAUAUGUUUCCCAGGAAUUCAACUUGAACAAGAUUGGCAACUCCAUAAUAACACAGUUAACAGACAAGAUCAGCAAUAUACCUACCAAACAGAUGCUUCAUAAAUGCCUCAAAGAGCUAUUUGAUGGUAAGAGCAUCCUUAUUGUUUUAGAUGACCCGUGGGAGGAGAACCCAAAAGAGUUAGAUAAAAUGAAGGUUAUGCUAGGGCUUGGCCUAGGAAGAAAGGUGAUUAUAGUAACUACACGUGAUGGAGGUCUAGCAAGGAAAUUUUGUAGUCCUGCAGUUGCACCAUACAAGUUGGAGACUUUGACCGUUAAUUAGUGUUGGACUAUAAUA
Triticum aestivum (bread wheat) is the source of this 2212-nucleotide messenger RNA. Its product is annotated as probable serine/threonine-protein kinase PBL15. NCBI's taxonomy places the organism in Eukaryota, Viridiplantae, Streptophyta, Magnoliopsida, Poales, Poaceae. Gene Ontology annotation, molecular function: ATP binding; ADP binding; protein kinase activity. Bases 593 to 2197 code for a protein of 534 amino acids. The transcript is spliced from 10 exons. Gene Ontology annotation, biological process: protein phosphorylation. The record is from RefSeq and is a predicted model, not a curated record.